Molecule: messenger RNA, 2464 nt
Organism: Ruditapes philippinarum (Manila clam)
Lineage: Eukaryota; Metazoa; Mollusca; Bivalvia; Venerida; Veneridae
Product: cerebellin-1-like
Exons: 2
Coding region: 86-712 (208 amino acids)
Molecular function (GO): protein binding
Source: RefSeq, a predicted model, not a curated record
CUAUCAUCGACUAUGUAUAUGUGCACAGUUACUGCUGUUUUAUUUUGUCUUAUACCAUUCCUCAUAUAAUAACCGGAUUGGAAAGAUGAAUAGCUUAUUGUUUUGUUUUCUCCUUAUUGGAUUUAAUUCUGUUAUGUCCGAAGAACCGUUGAACCCUCAAUUAGAGGGUCGAUGGCUCGAAAAAAUAUCUAAAUUAGAAGUGAAAGUUGACAUUAUUCAGAAUGAGAUUGAAAUGCGGGAUAGACUGAUAAAAGAUAUACUUGUCGACCAAAUUGCUGGAAUGAAAGCAGCUCUUAGACAAGAGGCAGAUACAAAUUCCACUGUUGCCUUUAGUUCAGAAGCUCCAAACCGUACUAAAUACAGCACAGGGGAUAGAUUUGUUUUUAAAAACGCUCUUUUAAAUGAAGGGAAUGGCUAUGACCCAUCCACAGGCGAGUUUACUGCGCCAAAAAGCGGCCUUUACCAGUUUUCGGUACACGUAUGCAAUUCUGGUGGUAUGGAUGUUGCUUAUGCUAUAGUCCAUGACGAUGCCAUCAUCGCAUCAAGUGUUCAAGUCCAACUUUCUGGAAGCAGCUGUUCCUCAGUAAACGCCCUUCGAAUGGUGGUUAAAGGACAGAAGGUGUACGUGAAGUGUACUUAUUCAACAUUGAUGCAAGAAGAUGAGUGGCGAAGUGAAACGUUCAUGGGAAUUUUGCUUCAUUUGUUUAACUAGAUAGAACAAUCAUUAAUUAUAGACAAUGACUUUCAAUGCAUAAUAUUGUGUUAUAGGCUUUUGUGUCGCAUCAAAAAAAUGUUAGGCCAUUAUGUGCUCGAUAAGUUAACAUAAUAAUGAUAAUUAUGGAACUCGCUCUUUUUAAAAUUUUGAUUUCAAAUUGGAAAAAAAAUGUAUAAAUUUCAUUAUUUAAAAAUUUGUAUAGACGUGAAGAAACUUAUAAAUAUUGUGAUGUAUGUAGAAGUCCUUAAAACAAGCACAAAGAACAUGCAAAUAGUUUUUUUGUUUGAAAUAGCGUGUGUGCCUAUGUUAAUAAUGUUUGAACCUUAAUGUAAACGAUAUAUUCACUAAGAACAAUUACCAUUAAUUUUAUUUCUAUAUUGCAUUCUUUUUGUUUUUGCUUGCUUGUAGUAGUUUGCAUUUAGAUACACGCAUAGUUAAACAAAUAAAAUUUGAUUUUAAAUUCUCAAAUAAAAAGUACAUAUAUUAUUCGUUACAUCCACUUAAAUAUGAAUCAGUUGGGCAAGGGCGAACACAAUUACACCUUGUUUGAUAGGGGCAUUGUUGUCUGUGUGACAGACAUGGGGUCGAUUGCUUCUAAAUGUAGUCAAUUGAGUUACGAUUACAUUAUACCAUUUUCUAAACUUUAAUGGAUUCAAUUACAAUCAAUUUGCUUUAAUUUGUUAUUCCCUUAGCAUAUGGUGGUAUAUGAAGAAACUUUAAAGCCAUACCACUUGAUUUAAGUGUAAAUAAAAUUGAAAUAACUACGUUAUGUGCUUUAUAACAGUAAAUCAUGAACUGGUUUUACGCUUCGACUGAGUGGUUAUACCAUUUAUCUUCAAUAAGGGGGCAGUAAGCUAGUUAUAAUUGUCAGUUAUUGAUUUCACAAAUACGAAUACUUGUUCAUAUCUUAGUCAGUAGGCUUGUGUAUAGUUAAACAGUAAAUUAAAUAACUCGGUUUUAAAUGAAACUUAACAAAAGCAAAACUUUACAAUUAAAUAAAUUUCACCUUAAACUAGUUUAACAUAUUUCACUUGUGCCUAUUGCAGUAUUCUUAAUAUGAAAUAUUAUAUUAGCGCACGUACAUAAUACAACAGUUCCAUAAUUGAACUUUGUUUCAAUGACAAAAUAAUCAAUUUGUAAUUGAAAUGAAAUCGAUUGUUACACCACUGAUGAUAAACAUAAUAUUUACAAUUACGAUUAAAUGUAAUUGAGUUUUAAAAAGUAAUCAAAUACAUUCGAUUACACGGACAAAUUGUAAUUAAUUGCAAUCGAUUACGAUUACACGAUUACGAUUACCCCAUGUCUGAUGUGUGUGUCGUUAAUAAAAAGCAAUAUCUAAUGAAAUAUUUCAUUAAAAUUAUGUUUUGAUUGUUUGCAGAAACCAAUUAAUUCCUUGAUAAAUUUACAGUAAGGGACAAACACGUGAAAGCUUAUAAAAUUGAAAGUGUAAUUUGAAUAAUUAUGAAGUAACGUUGGUUAAAAGUUUUAAUGCUUAGAUCUGGGGACAAUCUUGUUCAGCAGGCCGAAAUUUGAAAUUUGAAAAUUUGAAAUUUUUUAAAGAGGACAAUCCAAUGACCAUUUUUAUAGCUUCAUAAAAAUCGACCCAAAAGUUAAGGAGGGUUAUUCUUGUAUGGUUUCAUCACUAUUGGUGUAGGGUUUUAUGAAGAGAUGUCGUUUAAGUACAAAUGUUAACGACGGACGACAGACACUGGUCAGUAGAGUUUAGAAAUGAGAGUCCACUGUUCCGUG